Molecule: messenger RNA, 3137 nt
Organism: Columba livia (rock pigeon)
Lineage: Eukaryota; Metazoa; Chordata; Aves; Columbiformes; Columbidae
Product: olfactory receptor 5J3
Exons: 2
Coding region: 2015-2983 (322 amino acids)
Biological process (GO): sensory perception of smell; G protein-coupled receptor signaling pathway
Cellular component (GO): membrane
Molecular function (GO): G protein-coupled receptor activity; olfactory receptor activity; odorant binding
Source: RefSeq, a predicted model, not a curated record
AGUCGCAGCAGUUCAGACACUUUAUCUACUGCAAACUUUGUCUUCAGCCUGAGCCCCAUUGCAAAGUCCUUUGUCCUACUGCUUCUUGCUGAUCCGAACUGCAAUUAAUUUAUCAUCACAUUAUUAUAGAUCAUGUUAUUACGGUGCCAAGAAUACCUCAAGGCAUGAGACAGAUGAGGAAACCUUUCAAUAGAGUUUAACAGCCUUUUCAGGUACCUUUAAUUUACUGAAAGGAACAACGUUUUCUCAGGGGAUUCACACAAAGAAAACCAGCCCUUAAAUUAAUAGAAUUUCUCUAAUGAACCCAAAGUAAAAUCAGAAGCAUGAUUACAGAAACAGGCUUUGGUGUUCGUAGGCUCGGCUUAUGCUGUUACACUGGAAUAAAUGGUUUAUACCUUAGGCUGGACGAGCGUUUCCUCGGCCUCAGGCUUUUCCUUGGGGCAUUUUCUGUAGCUGUGGCUUGAGAAAUCGGUUUUUUCUAAGUCCAGACUCUAAAACCUGUUACACAUGCAGGGAGAGAAACCAUUUAUGUACGUGUGUGACCUUGGUUCCAGCAUUCACGCUUUCAACUGCUCAGACUAUUAAUACAUAGUUUAAGUGAAGCUCUAAACUCACACAGGCCAAAGAGGAGAAUAAAUUCCAGACCCUGGCAUCCCAUUAAACAUUAUUUAGCACAUUUUUUCAGCUUCUUUCCCACCUGUGGCUCGGUGCAGAUGAAAAUUCCGCCCCCUCUUCAUCACCACAGAGCAAACAAAGGUUAAUGAGCCUUGUGCAAUUAAUGGAGGGGGACAGGACCUGAGUCCAAACUUCUUCCAGACUCUUCUGAGAGUUUCUAAUGAUCCCUCAGUGCUCAGCUGUGAUUUACUGCAGGGAUUUUAGCCCCGAUGGCCAAAGAGAUAAAUAAACCCGGACGCCAUCCCCCCACACAAGCCCUUGGGGACAGCGGCGUCAUCUCUGGUUGAAAAUCCAGGGCCACGAUACUCAGUGUCACUUGUGUCACCUCUGCAAGAGCCGCUUCCCUCGGAAGCAUCGGAACCAUCGGCAGAAUGGAGGAAAACGGGUCGUGUUUCAUCUUUCUGCCUUAGGAUUGUGUGGACAGCACAAAAGGUGCAUCAGAAGGUGGGUCAGGUGGUGAUAUCGCGCAGGACUGCGGGAUCGGGCUUCAAAUCUAGAGGAAAAUUAAACCCCACAGCAUCCAAACUUACAAGUUUGCUGGUCUCAAGGCAAAAACUCACUAGCAGAAUAUACCCAAACUGUAUAUUUUUACACACCUGAAUUUCUAGGCAUUAUCCUCAGGCUUUCUUAGUGUGCAGCACCAUCUUAUUGGGACAAAACCGCUGCGAAAAACAUUUUUAAAGCUGCUUUUCUGCCCUGAACAUCCACGAAGUGCAGAGGGAAGACGCGGGCAGGACGGUGCUGUGGAGCCGCACAAAGCCCCGUAGCCACGGCGAAACCGCGAUGCUUGCUCUCUAAGAGGGGUAAAAACAUCACAAAACCACAACCAACCUUCUGCUUCUGCCCCCAAAUUAUUCCUCGUUUGCAGCGCUCAGGUUGGGUGGAUCUGUCGUGGAUUUUUGUACACAGGGAUGUUCUCAAAAGAAAAGGAGUUCAUUUAGUGGAAGGGAAAAGCAGCUGCAGCCAAAGCCUGGAAAUAUCCGACCAGUUAUUUCUGGUAUGUUGGAACCUCAGAAAUAUUUGUGAAGUGAAAACUCUGCCUGUUACAGAGAUAUAAGUUAAAAAAUAAGAAAUCUCUAGUUUUGUAGCACAGCAAUGUAACUCAAAUGCAAGAGCGUUCGGUCUGAAUAUUGCAGAGAAACCGUUUCUCCUCUGCCCCUGCUGCAGGAGGGAAAUUGGAGGGAUGAUCCACAUGGUGUGAAGGGACCCAGGUUUGGUUCCUGUAAUUCACAUCCAGCUCCUCUGUCCCUGCUCUUCCCCCCAGGUACCAGCCCACUGCCGCUGCCUUCUGGUUCUGGUCAUUUUCACUACCAGCUACAUUACUGCAGAGCAGGAUAACAUGGCUCCUGGCAAUGACACCAUGCUGACCCAUUUCAUCCUCCGAGGCCUGACAAGCAAGCCCGAGCUGCAGCGGCCUCUCUUCUUCAUCUUCCUCAUCAUUUAUCUCCUCACCCUGACGGGCAACCUGGGGCUGAUCGCCCUGAUCAAGACCACCCCCCCGCUGCACACCCCCAUGUAUUUCUUCCUCUGCAAUCUCUCCCUCGUCGAUCUUUGCUACUCUUCUGUCUUCUCCCCAAAGCUGCUCAUGGGCUUCUUGGUGGACAACAAAACCAUUUCUUACUCGUCCUGCUUCGCCCAACAUUUCUUCUUCCUGCUGUUUGUGACCACGGAGGUGUUCCUGCUGGCCGCCAUGGCCUACGACCGCUACGUGGCCAUUUGCAACCCGCUGCUCUAUGCCGUUGUGAUGCCCGGGAGGGUUUGUGUUCUGCUGGUGACCGGCUCCUACAUCGGGGGGAUCUUGAACUCGCUCAUCCAAACGUGUUUCUUGCUGCCGUUGCCUUUUUGCGGCCCCAACAUCAUCAACCAUUUCUUCUGCGACACCAACCCCCUGCUGAAACUGUCCUGCGCCAACGACCGCCUCAAUGAGCUUUUGCUCGUGGCCUUCAACGGGACCAUUUCCAUGUCCGUGCUCUUUGUCAUUGUCGUCUCCUACGUCUACAUCCUCCUCUCCAUCGUGAGGAUGAGGUCUGCCCAGGGCAGGCACAAAGCCUUCUCCACCUGCGCCUCCCACCUCCUGACCGUCACCUUGUUCUACGUCCCCGCGGGGCUCAGCCACAUGCAGCCGGGCUCCAGAUACUCGCUGGACAUGGAGAAGGUCACCGCCAUGUUCUACACCCUCAUCGUCCCCAUGCUCAACCCCCUCAUCUACAGCCUGAGGAACACGGGGGUCAGGGAUGCGCUCAGAAAAGCCACCACAAAGAACAUGGGUUUGAGUUGCCGGCUGGUCAAACUGACCCCAAUCCGUUGAUAAAACUCCUAUUUCUUCCUAUUUCAAAUAGUCCUUACUCCUCUUGUGGAGGAGUAAGGAACCACAUGUGUUUACAGCAAAUCUGAACCAUGCUUUAAAAUCUGCAGAGACUCCAUUUAACAAACAUCCUGUCAUUAAAGGCCUCUGAUAAAUA